CCCUGAACCGCCGCUUCGGCUCGCGGCCAUGGCUAUUUCCUUCUCCUCGCCUCGCUUCCACCUCCCCAACCCGACCCCGACCCCAAACCCCGGCCGCCGGCCGCGCCCGGCCCCACCGAAGCGCGAGACGCUCCGCCGCCGCCUCCUCCGCAAGGGCGUCUCCCCGACCCCCAAGAUCCUCCACGCGCUCCGCAAGAAGGAGGCCCUCAAGUCCCUCCGCCGCGCCAGGAAGGACACCGCCGCCGCAGCCGCAGCCUCCGAGGCGGCCGGCAAUGCGCUGCUGGGGGAGGAGGGAGCCCUGGCGGCGGAGGACGACGAGGCCCUCUUCCGCGCGGCCGCCGCCGAGUACCGCGCGCUCAUGGGCCGGCCGUGGGACGGCGGGGGCCCCUCGCGCGGGACCCCCCUGGAUGGCCAGGGCCUCGACGGCCUGCGUGAGAUGCUUGCCGCGAGGAGGGCUGACAAAUUCGAGUGGCUUCUGGACGAUGACGUCGAGGAGGAGGAGGGGGCGAUGGCGGCGGGGAGGCGAGGGCGUCUUGGCACUGGCUGGAGUUCUGAUCUUAGGGACGAGGAGAGGAGGAUUGAGUCGCUGGUGAGGAGGCUGAAUGAAGAUGAUCUAAGUAUGCGGGAUUGGAGGCUUACCAGACUGAUGAAAAAGGCUGACCUAAUAUAUAAUGAAGAUAAUCUACUGCAAAUACUGGAAGGGCUUGAGGCAAGGGGAAAUUGGAGGCAGGCUUUAUCUGUUACUGAGUGGGUGUACAAUGAGAACAAUUACAAGCAUCGAAAAAGCAGGUUUGUAUAUACAAAAUUACUAUCAAUCCUUGGAAAAGCAUGGAGGCCAAGUGAAGCACUUCGAGUUUUCACCAUCAUGCGGGGUGAUGCUCAAAUAUACCCUGAUAUGGCUGCAUACCAUAGUAUUGCUGUUACACUUGGUCGAGCUGGCCUUCUAAACGAGCUAAUAAAGAUUAUAGAGUAUAUGAAACAAAAGCCUUCAAAAAGGGUAAUGAAGACGCGGCGCAAAGACUGGGAUCCUUUCUUGGAGCCAGAUGUUCUUGUUUAUAACUCGGUCCUUAAUGCAUGCGUUCUAUCACAGCAGUGGAAAGGGGUGUUUUGGGUGUUUCAACAGAUGAGAAUGAAUAAUCUGACACCUACAGGGGCAACAUUUGGGUUAGCGAUGGAGGUCAUGCUUAAAGCCAAGAAGUAUGACUUUGUCCAAAAGUUCUUUGAGAAGAUGCAAAAAAAUGGUGUACCUCCAAGAGCAAUAACUUAUAAAGUGCUAGUGAGAGCCUUCUGGGAACAAGGUAAAGUGAAUGAAGCAGUUGAAGCUGUGAAGGACAUGGAACACAGGGGAGUUGUUGGAACUGCAAGCGUUUACUAUGAACUAGCUUGUUGUCUCUGCAAUAAAGGAAGGUGGAGAGAUGCUUUGUUACAGGUUGAGAAGCUAAAACAGCUUCCGCUGACUAAACCACUGGAGUUUACAUUUACUGGCAUGAUCUUAGCCUCUUUUGAUGGUGGAUAUAUUUUUGAGUGUAUCUCAAUAUUCGAGUCAAUGGAAGGGUACUGUACUCCAAAUAUUGGUACAAUAAAUGUCAUGAUAAAAGUAUAUGGACGUUGUGAUAUGUUUGGGAAAGCAAGAGACUUGUUUGAAACCACCAAAAUCAAUUCCCCUUGUUCAAACCAUUCACCACAUAAAGCAGAUGCAUAUACAUACAGUUCUAUGCUUGAAGCAGCUGCAUCUGCCCAACAGUGGGAAUACUUUGAAAAUGUGUAUCGAGAAAUGACUCUUUCUCCUCACCACUUAGAUCAACGCAAAUAUUCGUGGAUGCUCGUCAUGGCAUCCAAAGCUGGGAAGUCCUAUUUACUGGAACAUGCACUGGAUUCAAUACUUGAAAGAGGAGAAACCCCCAAUGUACAGUUAUUUAGUGAGAUGAUAUGCCAAACUAUUGCUCAAAGUAACUAUGCAAGGACACUUCAUCUAAUGAAUAUUAUGAAUGAGGCUUCAACUGAUCUCAGUGAACUUCAGUGGAGCAAGCUACUUGAGCAAAAUAUGCAUCGAUUUAGCGUGAAUGCUUUGAGUGAUCUUUUAACGUACCUCAGUACCAGCGACAUCAUCAAAUCAGAUCCUGCACUUAGUUUUGUAAGGGCAUUGCAAUCACAAUGUGAGACAACUUUUGUGAAAGACACUUCUUUUUUGGCUGAUGGUUCCAAAACUGGACAGUCUCAACUAUCUCUUCCUGCGAAUAUAGUCAAGUCUUCAAAUAGCAAUAUGAUGGAGCCAGAUCAGCUUUCUUCCAUGAAUUCACUGAAUAUGCGUCCUGAUGAGAAAGUUAACAGUGAGUUGUCUGAUUACCUUAUGGAUACCCCACAAUUUGGUGCUAAUGCUGGCUUGAGCGGGGACAUUGUUAUAGGUUCACAUUUUGAGAGUAAACAGAAUGAACAACAUGAUCUUGGGUAUCUGGGGACAGGAGUAUCUGCAGUUGAUGAAGUACUUGAUUCGAUGAAUUUGUAUGGUGAUGGUUCAUAUGGAGAGAUGCCGUUGGCAUCAGAAAUUCUUGAAUUUUGGGAGCAGGAGAGGAUAAAUGACAUGUUUUCUGCUAAAAAGGCUGAACCACUAUGAGAGGAUAGGUGAUCUGUCAAGUGAGGUUUGAAGCAGUUAGUGUAAUUCUGACAUCAACAGUAACCAAAUUAGUAGUGAAUACUAAAAAUCCAUGAAGUCC
Messenger RNA from Oryza brachyantha (malo sina), 2714 nucleotides. RefSeq names its product pentatricopeptide repeat-containing protein At5g67570, chloroplastic. NCBI's taxonomy places the organism in Eukaryota, Viridiplantae, Streptophyta, Magnoliopsida, Poales, Poaceae. The transcript has 9 exons. Gene Ontology annotation, molecular function: protein binding. Gene Ontology annotation, cellular component: chloroplast. Gene Ontology annotation, biological process: chloroplast organization. The record is from RefSeq and is a predicted model, not a curated record. Bases 29 to 2614 code for a protein of 861 amino acids.